AUGGGAGCGCGGCGCCGCGCGGAGGGGGCGUGGCCACGGCACGGACCGAGACCGAACCGGGACCGGGACAAGAGCCUGGCCGUGAUUGGUGCUGGGAUCGGGACCAGGAACCGGGACGGGAACCGGGACCGGGACAGGAACCGGGAUGGGGGGCGGGAUCAAGGUUGGCACCGGGACCGGGACCGGGACCGCGGCCGGUACCGAGAUCAGGACACAGAUCUGGAUCAGGACCAGGAUCGGGAUCGGAACCAGGACAUGGAUCGGGACCGGAACACGAACCGGGACGGGGAUGAGGACCGGAACCGGAACCGGGAGCGGGCCCCGGAGCCGCCGUGCCCCAGCCCGGAGCGGCCCCGGUCCCGGCCCGGCCCCACCCGCUGGGGCAUCUGCUCGGCCGGGGCCAUCAGCCACGACUUCGUGCUGGCGCUGCGGACGCUGCCCCCCGAGGAGCACACGGUGGCGGCGGUGGCCGCGCGGGAUUUGGGGCGCGCCCGCGACUUCGCGCAGCAUUUUGGGGUGCCCCGGGCGUACGGAUCCUACGAGGAGCUGGCCCAGGACCCCGGCGUGGACGUGGUGUACGUGGGGGUGGUGAACCCCGCGCACCUGCCCGUGGGGCUGCUGUUCCUGCGCCGGGGCCGCCCGGUGCUCAUGGAGAAGCCGAUGGCGCCCGGGGCGCGCGAGGUCGCGCAGCUCGUGGGGACGGCGCGGGACGAGGGCGUGUUCCUCAUGGAGGGUUUCUGGACCCGUUUUUUCCCCGCCUGGCGCCGCCUGCGCUCGCUGGCCCGGGGGGGGGCGCUGGGGUCGCCCCUGGUGCUGCGGGGGGAGCUCGGCUUCGACCUGGGGGGGGUCCCGCGGCUGCGCGAGCCCGGCUCGGGGGUCCUGCUGGACCUGGGGGGCUACGGGAUCCAAACGGCCCUGGCCAUGCUGGGGGGGGCGCGGGGGCAGCCCCCUCCCCAAAUCACAGCCUGCGGCGUGCUGCACCCCACCGGCGUGGACGAGUCGGUGUCGGUGUCGCUCUCGUUCCCGGGGGGGAACCUCGCCUCGCUCGUUUUCUCCAUGGCCGCGGCGCUGCCGGGGGGGGCGGCGCUGGGGGGGCCGCGCGGCUGGGCCGAGCUGCCGACCCACAUGAACUGCCCCACGGAGCUGCUCUGGGGGGGGCGCCGCGAGCGAUUCCCGCUGCCCCCCCCGGCCGAGCCCCUCAACUUCCCCCACAGCACCGGGCUGCGCUACGAGGCCCAGCACGUGCGGGAGUGCCUGCUGCAGGGGCUGACCGAGAGCCCCGAGAUGCCGCUGGCCGAGAGCGAGGUCAUCGCGCGGCUGCUGGACCAGGCCCGCGAACAGGUGGGGCUGAAAACGGCCGGAGUGACCGCGGGAGUGACCACUGACCCUCCGGAGUGA
This is a messenger RNA of Camarhynchus parvulus, 1398 nucleotides long. RefSeq names its product dihydrodiol dehydrogenase (gene DHDH). Gene Ontology annotation, biological process: D-xylose catabolic process. The record is from RefSeq and is a predicted model, not a curated record. NCBI's taxonomy places the organism in Eukaryota, Metazoa, Chordata, Aves, Passeriformes, Thraupidae. Gene Ontology annotation, molecular function: D-xylose 1-dehydrogenase (NADP+) activity; nucleotide binding.